AUGAAGCUUUCAAUUUUCCUCUCAAUUGCUGGAUUCGGAUCACAAGCACAAGAACGAUGUGGUCACAUUCAAUUCGGAAGACCCUCUCAGUUUGCACCAGUCAGUCUUUCCAGUUAUCCUGGAUCUGGCAAUACCUGGGUUAGGUAUUUGAUCGAAGAAUAUACAGGCUACUACACAGGAAGUGUUUACCACGACGGCAAAUUGUAUCGAGGCGGCUUCAAGGGCGAGAAAGAAGACUGGAGCGAAGGUAGGGUAGUGAUAACAAAGACACAUACUUUUAGGCCAGAAGACAAUCCGCUUACAGAUGCUGUCAUGCUCAUUAGAAACCCAUACGAUUGCUUCCUUUCGGAAUUUAACAGAGUAACGAGUGGAAGUGAUCAUACUGGGAUAGCAUCAAAUGCUGAUUUCAUGGACUCGAAAUGGGUAGAGCGAGAUUUUCCAAAGCUGGCUUCUCGAUGGCUUCGGCUGUACACAAAUCUUCUCAGCAGUGGCAACGAAAUUUUACCGAUUAUUUACGAAGAAAUGAAGGCUGAUCCAAAGACAGAAAUGAAGAAGAUCGUCGAUUUUCUGGACGUUCACACGGACUACGAGUCCAAAUACGACUGCCUCUUUGGGGAUAAUUCGAUGAGAUUCAAGCGUUCUAGCGACCGGGAAUACGACCCUUACUUAUACAUCGACCAAGAUCGACUUAAGCCAGUAAAUCAAGCAAUCAUGGAGCUUUCCAAUUUGCUCAACAGUACCCAUGGCAUUGAACUCCCGAUGACAUAUCUAAGGGACAUCUACUAA
Messenger RNA from Oikopleura dioica, 786 nucleotides. NCBI's taxonomy places the organism in Eukaryota, Metazoa, Chordata, Appendicularia, Copelata, Oikopleuridae. The record is from the annotation of a GenBank genome assembly.